UCUAUCAACCUGCUGACAGAGAAUGUACAGAAGCCACAAUAUGUGAUGGAGGGUUCAGGCAGUGAUGGACAUCUGCUGUCAUCAGUGGUCACAGCUAACAGUACUCCUAGUGAUAUUCCAAUCUGUAGAAUUUGCCAUGAACCGAGUGAUAAAGAGAACCUUCUCUCACCAUGCGAGUGUGCUGGGACUCUGGGGACAGUUCAUCGCAGUUGUCUGGAGCAAUGGCUUGCAGCUUCCUGUUCCAAUCACUGUGAAGUAUGUCACUUUGAAUUUGCUUUGGAGAGAAUGCCAAGGCCCCUGACUGAGUGGCUAAAGGAUCCUGCUCUACAACAAAAGAGGAGAAUGCUGUGUGGAGACAUCAUCUGUUUUCUUUUCAUUACGCCAUUGGCCAUUUUGUCUGGCUGGCUGUGUGUUCAAGGAACCGUUGACCAUUUUUACUUCAGUAGUAGCGUGGAAGCCAUUGGUCUGCUUAUCCUUUCAGCUGUUCUAAUUACAAUCUACCUACUUUGGACCACGGCUUCUUUUCGAUAUCACAUUCGACUGCUCAAAGAAUGGAGACGGACCAACCAGAAUGUGAAACUGCUCAUUCCAAAAUCACAAGUGUUACUAGGCAAAAAAACCCAUCUCCUAGCUCAAAACACGAGCAUAAUUGUUUCUAAAGAGACUAUUGUCUAACUUUCUAAAAGAAUUGCCUUAAAUGCUGAGAUGUACAAUGUUGGCAGGAGGGACCAAUGUUCUGAAUUGUUGUGGAAACUGAGAAGGAUGUAUGUUCUGGUAAUGCGUAGACGGGUGAGAAAUGUAAGCUGUUGACUGUGACUUUUCUAUGAACAAUGUUAAUUCUCAACCAACCAUUCCUUCUGUGGUAUUUGUACUGGGAACUGUUUACGAUUAGCUUUCUAAAGAGCAGGAAAGACGAAAGUGAAAGUUCUUUUUCCACUGUUGUGUGAAUCCCUGUUUUCCACCUACCAAAAAUGGCCAUGUAAUUCUUUAUAACUUUGAGAGUUCUUGUGUUACAUGGAAAAAAAAAGCUUGUGUGUGUGUGUGUGUGUGUGUUUUUGGGGAGAUGCAAGUUCCUCCUUGAGAAAAUUAAAAUUACAAGGAAGUAGCAGACUCACUGAGCUCCUCUUCAUUUAGAUAUGGAGCUGCUAAAACCCAGUGGCAUGGUACUUACUCAAUGGCUUUUGUUGCAACUGACCCCUCUCUGGCUUAGGUUUCAGUGAUGAGCAUGUGCUAUCAGCAAACACAAUGCUCCAUUUGGAUCCUUAUUAUCCAUCCACAACUAUCCUCAAAACCUUGUACAUUUAUUGUGUCACACAUUGGUACAGAAACCAAAAAACAAGAUCCAGUACACAAUAUGGUAUUCUCCUGCAAAAUGAAAACGUUGCUUGUCUGAAUAAACUUCAAAACCCAGGGGAAGCCAAAUUUGAAGAAAUUUCAAAAUAACACAUUUAUGAAUUAUCCAAGGAUUUGUUGACCCUAUUCAUCUUUCACUUUAACCCUGGUUUCAAAUUUAUUUUAGUGGCAAAAACAAGGAUUAUUUUGGGUCCUGCUGGCUGUUGAUCUAAGCAAUUAUUUGUUUUUAAAAAUAGUAAUGUGAUUCAUAUUGCUCGAUUUUGCCACUUCAGUCAGAUUCUGGACAGUGAACCUUAUCGUGAAUGAUUGCAAAGCCACGGUGGCUAAAGUGGACAUGUAACAGAAGUGACAAAGGAAUACCCAAUAGGCAUUAAAUAAUUGCAUUGUAUUGCUUUUAAAA
This is a messenger RNA of Hemiscyllium ocellatum (epaulette shark), 1753 nucleotides long. RefSeq lists its product as uncharacterized. Gene Ontology annotation, biological process: protein ubiquitination. The record is from RefSeq and is a predicted model, not a curated record. NCBI's taxonomy places the organism in Eukaryota, Metazoa, Chordata, Chondrichthyes, Orectolobiformes, Hemiscylliidae. The transcript has 4 exons. Gene Ontology annotation, molecular function: zinc ion binding; ubiquitin-protein transferase activity. The annotation marks the transcript as partial.